Molecule: messenger RNA, 201 nt
Organism: Dentiscutata erythropus
Lineage: Eukaryota; Fungi; Glomeromycota; Glomeromycetes; Diversisporales; Gigasporaceae
Source: the annotation of a GenBank genome assembly
GAAAGAAGAAUAGGAAUAUCAGGAGAUGGAAAUGUUGGGGAGAUGGGAAUUUGGGAAGAUAAAAAUGUCAAGGAGGAAUUUUGGGGAGUGGAAAGUGGGGAUUUUGGAGAAAUAAAGUGGAAAUUUCAGGAAGUGGGAGUUUUGAAAAUGGGAAUUUUGGAAAGUGGGAAUUUUGAAAAAGUGAGAAUUUUGGAAAAGUGA